This is a messenger RNA of Protomyces lactucae-debilis, 1062 nucleotides long. RefSeq lists its product as uncharacterized. The transcript is spliced from 3 exons. NCBI's taxonomy places the organism in Eukaryota, Fungi, Ascomycota, Taphrinomycetes, Taphrinales, Protomycetaceae. Bases 1 to 1062 code for a protein of 353 amino acids. The record is from RefSeq and is a predicted model, not a curated record.
AUGAUAGUCUUCAAAAACACACCUGCUGAUGCACUGGCAAAACCUUGGGCCAUCAAGACCAUGGCCAUUACUCAAGUACGACCGCUGGAUAGUACAAAAUGCGUAGGCAAGGUUGUCGAAGACCCUGCUCGUAUUCACAAGAAGUUACCCAAGAAUUUUUACAUCAACGGUGGCGCAUUUCCAUUAUGUUACGAUGAAGACAACCAGGCAAUGGCGCCGUCUGAGCUAAAGACCGGAGACGUCGUUAAAGUCACUUUUCUGCUGACGGCGUAUGAAGGUACUCUAGUGUCGGGCUCCAAGCUUGAAGCAGACCAAGUCAAGAAAUAUGGCCUCACGCAAAACCUCACGAAACGGGGUCAUCUUUACCCACAUAACUACGAUGCACUGAUGCAACGACUGAAAGAGACAAAGACCUGCUAUUCCCUGUCUUUCUCUGCCACUAAACACUCGACACUACCAGUCCUUGGCGGCGUCAAUCCAUUCACGCGUGGCUUGCUCAGGCAUACUUGUUGGACGCAAUGCAUGUUUGAAGUACGCAGGCAAGCAACUGAUUAUUGGUUAUGGAAUGCCAGAGACCCUUGCAUGAUGCCAGGGACGGGUUUGUGUAUCAAACUCAAUCAUGCACAUGAAUUACCACUCAUUGAACAAGUUGACUCUCUUUUGGGAAUAAUCGACCUUGGUCCAUUGUUCGAGAUGUCGCCACUCAGUCUACAGCGAUGCUUUUGCUGGGCCGACUUUCAGAUCCAGCGCAUCGUCAAUGUUACGCGCAUCCCUUCACCCAACAUGUCAAAAGCCAAACCUUACAAAUGUGACGCCAAAUCAGUGUAUGAGCGUGUUGCCAGAGGUGCUAAUUACUACAAUGGCUUCACUCGGGACGGAUGGGGCGUGAUGCAUUACGAUGGCAAGGAUGAAUUGAGGGUGGCGGGCAACAAGACUUGCGAGGCACACAAGUAUGAUUGUCUAUGCGGUGCGAAAGGCACCUAUUGUUCGGAAAGUCAUGUGCAUGAACCCUACAUUCCCGCCCACUACAUUCCAGAGUACAACAACAGGGAUUGGGGUUGA